AUGGCCGAUCAACUCACCGACGACCAGAUCUCCGAGUUUAAGGAAGCCUUCAGUUUGUUCGAUAAGGACGGCGAUGGUUCGCGCUCUCUUAUGCUUUCAGUGUUUGAUUGUAUUUUGAAGAUUGCGGUUUUCGUUGAUCGGUCGCUAAUUAGGAAAUUACAAGAUUCUGAUUGUUGCAUCACAACUAAGGAGCUUGGAACUGUUAUGCGUUCAUUGGGACAAAACCCAACUGAGGCAGAGCUCCAGGACAUGAUCAACGAAGUGGAUGCUGAUGGGAAUGGUACCAUUGACUUCCCUGAGUUUUUAAACCUCAUGGCUAAGAAGAUGAAGGACACUGAUUCUGAGGAGGAGCUAAAAGAGGCAUUCAGGGUUUUCGACAAGGAUCAAAAUGGUUUCAUCUCUGCUGCUGAGCUCCGCCAUGUGAUGACAAACCUUGGAGAGAAGCUCACUGAUGAAGAGGUUGAUGAGAUGAUUCGUGAGGCUGAUGUUGAUGGUGAUGGCCAAAUAAACUACGAGGAGUUCGUUAAGGUGAUGAUGGCCAAGUGA
Messenger RNA from Sphenostylis stenocarpa, 546 nucleotides. The record is from the annotation of a GenBank genome assembly. NCBI's taxonomy places the organism in Eukaryota, Viridiplantae, Streptophyta, Magnoliopsida, Fabales, Fabaceae.